CUCAAACCUCAGAAAUCUCCCCAUAUUUUGGCAUAAUAUAAUGUCAUUCAUAUUAGGGUUUUGAGGAAUUCUCUUAUUUUUCACUGGUGAUAGUUGCAGCUUGAGACUUUUCACGCCUCUUUGUAUCAUCUUCCUCCCCCAAUCUCAAGCGCAGCCAUGAUUAUCCCAGAGAAGAAUCGUAAGGAAAUCUGCAAAUACCUCUUCCAAGAGGGUGUGUGCUAUGCUAAGAAGGACUUCAACCUUGCAAAACACCCGGAUAUUGAUGUCCCAAAUCUACAAGUGAUUAAGCUCAUGCAGAGCUUUAAGUCAAAGGAGUAUGUCCGUGAGACCUUUGCCUGGAUGCACUAUUACUGGUACUUGACGAAUGAUGGUAUUGAGUUCUUGAGAACUUACCUUAACCUUCCAUCCGAAAUUGUUCCUGCUACCUUGAAGAAGCAGAUGAAACCUGCUGGUCGUUCCAUGGGACCUCCCGGUGAUCGUCCACGUGGCCCACCCAGAUUCGAUGGUGACAGACCAAGAUUUGGCGACCGUGAGGGUUACCGUUCAGGUCCUCGUGGACCAGCUGGUGAAUUUGGUGGUGAGAAGGGUGGAGCUCCAGCUGACUACCAGCCUUCAUUUAGUGCCGGAGGAAGGAGACCUGGCUUCGGUCGUGGUGCUGGAGGAUUCGGUGGUGGUGCCCCCGGUGCUCCUGGUGCACCUGGUGCUUCAGGUUCCUUUGCUUAAGAUGAAAACGGGACUUAUGGCGCUGAUGGUUGGAUCGACUAGUAGUGGAUUUUUUCUUUAGGCUAUAUGAGCACAAUUUCAAACGUUUUUAGAGGGCAUGUCGUUUGUUUUGUAACUUGGUCUUUAUUUUCAAUGUAAACUACAAGAGCUAGUAGUAAUUUUGACUAUUAGCAUUUUCUUUUUGAAAUAUCUCAACUCUUCUCCUUCUAAAGAGACUCUAUUAAUUUUGUUA
Messenger RNA from Beta vulgaris subsp. vulgaris (sugar beet), 955 nucleotides. RefSeq names its product 40S ribosomal protein S10-1. NCBI's taxonomy places the organism in Eukaryota, Viridiplantae, Streptophyta, Magnoliopsida, Caryophyllales, Amaranthaceae. Gene Ontology annotation, molecular function: structural constituent of ribosome; RNA binding. The transcript has 5 exons. The record is from RefSeq and is a predicted model, not a curated record. The coding region runs from base 157 to 723 and encodes 188 amino acids. Gene Ontology annotation, cellular component: cytosolic small ribosomal subunit.